Molecule: messenger RNA, 2784 nt
Organism: Acanthamoeba castellanii str. Neff
Lineage: Eukaryota; Discosea; Longamoebia; Acanthamoebidae
Product: nitrate reductase, putative
Exons: 17
Coding region: 1-2784 (927 amino acids)
Molecular function (GO): heme binding; molybdenum ion binding; oxidoreductase activity
Source: RefSeq, a predicted model, not a curated record
AUGCAGCAGCAGCACUCCGCUUGUGCGCACCUCGCGCAGCUUGAGCCGGGCGAGUUCCAGCACAAGCGGCACCGCUUCACCUUCCCCACCCCUCGCGGCCUCGAUGAAGGGAAAGAGGGGGACAAGGAAGCAACAACGAUCAGCAAACAACAACAACAACAACGAGAAGAAGAAGAUGAAAGUAGAGCCCGGGGCAAGUACGCGCGUCGCGCGCAGCGGGUGGUGCAGACACCCGACAGCGAUCGCGACCCAGACGCCUGGGUGGUCCAGUGGGAGAAGACCCACCCCUACCGCAAGCUGAAGCCUCAACUCGAACAUGAAGAAGAAGAAGAGGGUGAAGGUGGAGCAGCAGCCAAGAAGAAGAAAGAAGAAGAAGAUGCGACGAAAACGAAAAAAGAGGAAGAGGAGGAGGAGAAGAAGGAAGAAGAGGAGACCAAGGAGAAGGAGAAGGAAAAGAUGAAGGAGGUGGUGGUGCAGGAUGGCCGCGGCAAGGGCCUCAUUCGGCUCACGGGCCAGCACCCGCUCAACGCCGAGCCGCCCGCCGGGAUGCUGGUCGAGCCCGGCCUCAUCACCCCCGCGCCCCUCCACUACGUGCGCAACCAUGGACCCGUACCGCGCCUCCACUGGGACACCCACCGCGUCGGCGUCUGCGGAAUGGUGGAGCGGCCGCACGAGUUUAGUAUGGAGGAGCUGUGCGGGCUGCCCACGUUCGAGAUCCCGGUCACGGUGGUCUGCGACGGCAACCGCCGGAAGGAGCUCAACACCAUCACCCGCUCCAAGGGCUUCGACUGGGGUCCGGGCGCCGUCGGCACCGCCGUGUGGCGCGGCGUCUCCCUGGCCCACGUCAUCCGGCGCUGCGGGGUCAAGCCGGGCGCCCGCUUCGUGUGCUUCGAGGGCGCCGACCAGCUCUUCCAGGGCAACUACGGCACCAGCAUUCCGUUGGCCGCGGCGAUGGAGGAGAACAACGACAUGAUGCUGGCCUUCGAGAUGAACGGGCAGCGUCUGCCUCCAGACCACGGGUACCCGGUGCGGGUGGUGCUGCCGGGCUACGUGGGCGGGCGCAUGGUAAAGUGGCUCUCCAAGAUCGAGAUCAGCGACGAGGAGUCCAAGAACUGGCACCACUACUUCGACAAUCGGGUGAUGCCGCCGGGCGUGGACUAUGGCAACGUGGACUCGGGCGGGUGGUGGUACAAGCCCGAGACGCUGCUCAACCACCUGAAUGUGAACUCGGUCAUCACCUCGCCCGGCCACGAAGAGUUCUUCCGCAUCCGCCACGGCCUCACCCGCUACACCAUGCGCGGCUACGCCUACGCGGGCGGCGGCCGCGAGGUGCGCCGGGUCGAGGUCACCCUCGACGGCGGCAACACGUGGAUCCAGUGCCAGCGCCACUACGCCAAGGACCACCUCCGCCACGGCAUCAACUCUUGGACGUGGUGCCACUGGUCGCUGGAGCUGGAGGCGUGGCGGCUGUUGAAGGCGGACGAGAUCGCGGUGCGGGCGGUGGACGCGCAACUCAACACCCAGCCCUCCGAUCCCACCUGGAACCUGCUCGGCAUGAUGAACAACUGCUGGUAUCGCAUCAGGAUCGAGGUGCAGGACGAGCCGACUAUUGGAUCGACGGCUUGCAUCUUCAAGCAUCCGGUGCAGCCGGGCAGCCUGGCGGGCGGGUGGAUGAUCCACUCGCGCGAUGAGCCGCACCCGCCGCGCGCCCCCGACAACGACGCCGCCAUGAACAAGCGGGUCGGGCGGCACAUCCCCACCAGCGAGAUUCGCAAGCAUGACAAAGAGGACGAUUGCUGGGUGGUGAUCGAUGGCCGCGUGUUCGAUAUGACGGAGUACCUGAAGGACCACCCCGGGGGAGCGUGUCCGGUGAUGCUGAAGGCCGGCGGCGACGCGUCGAGGGAGUACCACGACAUUCACGCGCGCGAUGCGGACGAGAUCAAGGAGUACUACUGCAUCGGCAUCGCCGUCGACGACCAGCUGCCGCCCGUCCAAGUCCCCUCUUCCCUGCGCGGUGCCCCCAGCAAAUGGUGCAGAGCGUUGGACCCGCGCAAGUGGAUUGACAUCACUCUGGUUCGCCGGGAGGAGAUCUCGCCCGACACGCGCAAGUUCCGCUUCGAGCUGCCGGGCGCGCGCGAGGGCGUCCAACUCGGGCUGCCGGUGGGGCUGCACGUCCUUUUGGGUGCCUACAUCGACGACCAGCUCAUCGUGCGGCCCUACACCCCCAUCGGCCCCGUCGUCGCCGACGAAGACCCGGGUUACGUGGAGUUCGUGAUCAAGAUCUACUUCAGCAACAAGAGCAGAGCGUUCCCUAAGGGCGGACUGAUGACGCAGCACAUUGAGUCCCUCAAGGUGGGCGACAAGCUCAAGAUGAAGGGACCCGCUGGCCACGUCAUCUACCACGGCCGAGGCCGGAUCGCAGUGAAUGCCAAGCCGAUGCAGGUCAAGCAGAUCUCGAUGGUGGCCGGCGGCACUGGCAUCACGCCCAUGUACCAGCUCGCCCGCGCCAUCUGCAAGGACAUUCUGCUGCGGCGCGAGCUGGACGAACUGGCUCGCGACCAUCCCCAAUUCCAAGUGUGGUACACCGUGGACCAGCCGCCUCCCCAAGGCACGUGGCGCUACUCUGUGGGCCAUGUGGUCGAGCACAUGCUGAGAACGCAGCUGUUCCCGGCGUGUCGGGACGCCCUCACGCUGUUGUGUGGGCCGCCGGCCAUGGUCGAGCUCGCCCUCAUUCCCGGCCUCGAGUCGCUCGGCUACACCGCCGACGACCUCUUUGAGUUUUGA